Messenger RNA from Pundamilia nyererei, 4364 nucleotides. It is a transcript of the gene dapk1, whose product is annotated as death-associated protein kinase 1. The transcript is spliced from 23 exons. Gene Ontology annotation, cellular component: cytoplasm; nucleus. The coding region runs from base 16 to 4290 and encodes 1424 amino acids. NCBI's taxonomy places the organism in Eukaryota, Metazoa, Chordata, Actinopteri, Cichliformes, Cichlidae. Gene Ontology annotation, molecular function: ATP binding; protein binding; protein serine/threonine kinase activity. The record is from RefSeq and is a predicted model, not a curated record. Gene Ontology annotation, biological process: intracellular signal transduction; positive regulation of apoptotic process; protein phosphorylation.
CUGCAGAUAGCUUUUAUGCUUAAGGUGCUACUUUGUGUCGGUCAGUUUGCUGUGGUCAGAAGAUGCAGACACAGGACUACAGGUGUGGAGUUCGCCGCCAAAUUCAUCAAGAAGCGGCGCAGCAAGUCGAGCCGACGAGGGGUGACGCGGGAGGACAUCGAGCGCGAGGUGAACAUCCUGAAAGAGAUCCAGCACCCGAACGUCAUCGCGCUGCACGAAGUCUUUGAAAACAAGGCGGAGGUCAUCCUGAUCCUCGAGCUGGUGGCCGGAGGCGAGCUCUUCGACUUCCUGGCAGAGAAGGAGUCCCUGAGCGAGGAGGAGGCCACGCAGUUCCUCAAGCAGAUCCUGGAUGGAGUCCACUACCUGCACUCCAAGCGGAUCGCUCACUUCGACCUCAAGCCGGAGAACAUCAUGCUGCUGAACCGCUCAGUGCCUCACCCGCGCAUCAAGAUCAUCGACUUCGGACUCGCCCACAAGAUCGAUUUUGGCAACGAUUUUAAAAACAUCUUUGGAACUCCAGAGUUUGUAGCUCCUGAAGUCGUCAACUACGAACCUCUGGGCCUGGAGGCAGACAUGUGGAGCGUCGGUGUGAUUACCUACAUCCUCCUGAGCGGAGCCUCUCCUUUCCUGGGCGACAACAAGCAGGAGACUCUGGCCAACGUGUCGGCGGUGGACUACACCUUCGAUGAGGAGUUCUUCAGCAACACCAGCGUGCUGGCCAAAGACUUCAUAGCGAGGCUGCUCGUCAAAGAUCCAAAAAAGCGAAUGACCAUCCAGGACAGCCUGCAGCACCCCUGGAUCAAGCCAAAGGACACUCAGCAGGCUCUGAGCAGGAAGGAGUCGGCCGUCAACAUGGAGAAGUUCAAAAAGUUUGCAGCCAGGAGAAAGUGGAAGCAAUCGGUCCGACUCAUCUCCUUAUGUAACCGCCUGUCCCGCUCCUUCCUGUCCAGGAGCAACAUCAGCGUGGCCCGCAGCGACGACACGCUGGACGAGGAAGACUCCUUUGUGAUGAAGGCCAUCAUCCACGCUAUAAAUGACGACAACGUGCCGGGUCUGCAGCAUCUCCUCGGCUCGCUGAACAACUACGAUGUGAACCAGCCCAACAAGGUGACGCAGACACGCUCAAUCCUGCAACGCUGUUCUCUCUCCAACCCUCAGAGCGGAGCCAACGCCAUCUACUACGCGGCGAGACACGGCCACGUGGCGACCCUGAGAUUCCUCCAUGACAAGAAAUGCCCGCUGGAUGUGCAAGAUAAGUCCGGCGAGACGGCGCUACACGUGGCUGCUCGCUAUGGCAACGUGGAUGUGGUGAGCUACCUGUGCAGCAUCCGAGCCAACCCGGACCUGACGGACAGGGAGCAGGAGACGCCGCUGCACUGCGCCGCCUGGCACGGCUACUCUCCGGUAGCCCGAGCUCUGUGCCAGGCGGGCUGCCACGUGGACGCCAAGAACCGCGAGGGGGAGAGCCCGCUGCUGACGGCCUCUGCCCGCGGCUUCGUGGACAUCGUGGAGUGCCUGGUGGAGCACGGAGCCGAGCUGGAAACCACCGACAAGGAAGGACACACAGCUCUCCACCUGGCUGUGCGUCGCUGUCAGGUGGAGGUGGUCCGCUGCCUCCUCAGACACCGCUGCCAAGUGGAUCAGCAGGACCGCCACGGAAACACGCCGCUCCACAUCGCCUGCAAGGAUGGAAACCUGCCCGUCGUCAUGGCGAUCUGCAAUGCUAAGGCCAGCCUCGACCUCCCCAACAAGUCCGGCAGAACUCCGCUCCACCUGGCGGCGAACAACGGGAGCCUCGAGGUCGUCCGCCAUCUCUGCCUGGCCGGAGCGAACAUCGACGCCGUCACCAACGUAAGGCACCUCUCUGUUUUACCGCUCGGGCGGGUGCAGCUCGUCAUCAUCGUGACUGUCAAUGUCUUCUUCUGUGGUGUGUUUUUGGUUCAGGACAACCACAAGCUGAGCUACAUCCAGCAGCUGCGGCCCACUCAGACGGUCCAGCCCCGGAUCAAACUCAAGCUCUUCGGACACUCGGGAGCCGGGAAGAGCACGCUGCUGGAGUCUCUGAAGUGCGGCAUCCUGCGCAGCUUCUUCAGGAGGAGGAGGACGCGCAUGACAAACGCGGCCCGGCACCCCAACUCGCCCGUCAACUCCAAACCUCCCGUGUCGGUGAGCAUUUCCAACCUGUACCCCGGCUGUGAGAACGUGAGCGUGAGGAGUCGCAGCAUGAUGUUUGAGCCCAGCCUGACCAAAGGCGUGCUGGAGGUCUUCUCCCCCGUGCACAGCGCUCUGUCUGCGGCUGACGAACAGGCCACCAAGGCCAUCGACAUCCAGCACGCCAACAUCCACGGCGUGGGAGAUUUCAGCGUGUGGGAGUUUUCUGGAAACCCGGUCUACUACUGCACCUACGACUAUUUUGCGGCCAACGAUGUCACAGCGAUCCACGUGGUCCUGUUCAGCCUGGAGGAGCCGUACGAGACCCAGCUGGGCCACAUCACCUACUGGCUGAACCUGCUGAAGGCCCUCACCCUGCCGCAGGAAAGCAUCUCUUUCGGUGGUCGGAUCCAGCAGCCUCUCGCGGUCGUCCUGGUGGCGACGCACGCCGACCUCGCCGACGUUCCCAGAGCGUUCUCCGGAGAGUUCAGCUACGACAAAGAGAGGGCGCUGCUGAAGGAAGUCAGGAACAGGUUUGGGAACGACCUGCAGAUCAGUGACAAACUGUUUGUGAUGGACGCUGGAGCCUCAAACUCUAAAGACAUGAAGCUGCUGAGGAGUCACCUGCAGGAGCUUCGAGCCAGCGUCGUCUCCAGGUGCAGUCCGAUGACGCUGCUGUCGGAGCGUCUGCUGGCCGUUCUGCCGACCUGGAGGAAGCUCAGCGGACCCAACCAGCUGAUGUCGUGGCAGCAGUUUGUCAGUGACGUGCAGGAGCACAUCAACCCGCUGGUGAGCCAGGAUCACCUGCGCACGCUGGCCCUGCAGCUCCACAGCAUGGGGGAGAUCAACAUCAUGCAGAGUGAGACGGUGCAGGACGUCGUCCUGCUGGAGCCUCGAUGGCUCUGCAGCAGCAUCCUCGGCAAGCUGCUCUCUGUGGAGACGCCCAAAGCCAUCCACCACUACAGGGGGCGCUACAGGCUGGAGGAGGUGCAGGCCCUGGCGCCUGAGAGCGACGUGGACGAGCUGCUGCAGAUCCUGGAUGCCAUGGACGUCUGCGCCCGGGACGUCACCAACCCCACCAUGGUGGAUGUUCCCGCGCUCAUCAAGACAAACGGCCUCCACCGGUCCUGGACCGAAGAGGAGGAGGAGGAGUCGCUGCUCUACGGAGGCGUCCGAAUCGUCCCGGCCGAGCACCUCACUCCUUUCCCUUGCGGCCUCUUCCACAAGCUGCAGGUGAACCUGUGUCGCUGGAGCCACCAGCAGAAGCCCGAGGAGGACGGCGCCGACGACAACGAUGGAGAUAUUCACCUGUGGACCAACGGCGCCAAAGUGAGCCAGGCAGGAGUGGAGGCCAUGAUCCUCCUGGUCAACCACGGGCAGGGUGUGGAGAUUCAGGUCCGUGGACAUGAUUCUGAGCGGGCCAAGUGCUACACCCUGCUGGACACCCUCUGCAGUAUAACAGAGAACCUGCUGGCCUCCACGCUGCCCGGACAGCUCACCGCCAAAUACUACCUGAGCCCUCAGCAGCUGCGGGAACACCACGCCCCCAUCAUGGUCUACCAACCCAAAGACUUCUUCCGGGCUCAAGUCCAGCGAGAGACCUCGCUCACCAACACCAUGGGCGGCUAUCGGGAGAGCUUCAGCAGCAUCCUGGCGUUCGGCUGCGCUGAAAUCUACCAGCAGGGGAUUCUGGGAACGGACGUCCACAUAUCGGACGUGCCGCUGCUGGCUCGCAGGAAGCUGUGCCGCAUGCUGGACCCUCCAGACGCCAUGGGGAAAGACUGGUGCCUGCUGGCCAUGAACCUGGGCCUCACUGAAUUGGUGGCCAAAUACAGCAACGGGACUCCAAACGGCACCUCUGAGCUGGACUUGGACUCGGACUCCCAGCAGGCCGCGCUGCAGCCCAGCCCGACGGCGGCUCUGCUGCAGGAGUGGAGCGGGCGAGCGGGCAGCAGGGUCGGCGUACUGAUGGCGAAGCUGAGGGAGCUCGGCCGGCGCGACGCCGCGGACUUCCUGCUCAAAGCGUCGCCCGUGUUUAAGGUUAACACGGAGGCGCUGGGAGGAGCCGCCAACGGCUACCCGCCAACCUGCAACGGCGGCACAUCGUACAACUCCAUCAGCUCCGUCAUUUCCCGCUGAGGGCUCGCUGUCCCCGCCAGACGUCAGGGGGUCGCUCUGACACGACGGACUCGUGCAAUCUUUCCGGUCCAGCU